AUGUCUUACCCAUAUCCUUCGCAUUUUCUUCCCCUCGGUUCCGACAUGGAGGUCCCCAAUUCUGGCUUCGCGCCUAGCUACGACGCACCAGGCUCAGGCCAAGCAUCGAUGGACCAGGGGACCCACGAGCCAACAGACCAGGAGCGUAGAGAUUCCAUCUUACAGGCGAGUCGUCGAAAAUCGAAACGCUCCAUGAACAAGCCUAAUGUCAGACUGCGGCAGGCCAAUAUCUCUGAUUCAAGUCAGUCUGGCCAAGCUGGGGACAAGAAGAGGAACAAGCUGGGCUAUCACCGGACCUCGGUAGCUUGUGUGCCUGUCUCGAGCACUACAGCGUCUUCUCAGCCCUACGAUUUUGCGAAUCCCCAAAUCACGAACUGGGCAUCACCAGAUGUUAGUUCCAACUAUGCAACAAAGCCAGGUGACUUGAAGGAAACGAAGAAGUCUUACGCUGAACAGUCCCCGAUUACUCCGUCUCCGUCGUUCUCGCCGUAUACAUCUCAAGCCCCACCGUCGGCCAGCUGGAGCAACGCAGACAUCAAUGCUCAAAACAAUAUGGGCUAUUCGUCAUUCACAAUAGGGAACCCUAUGGCAUACCCAAGAGGCACACAGAUACCUACACAAUACCCCACGAUGUCACACCAGGGCCGGCAGUUCCCCAGAAGGUCUUCGGCGGCGAUGACGACCGACAUGUACACGAACCCGAUUGCGACAAGUUUCCCAACUAUGGACCCGCACACUGUUUCCAUGUCUGCAGGUGCCAACCCGCCUUCAGGUUACGGUACUUGGCCACAGCAACAGCAGCAGCAGCAGCAGCCCCCCUACGGCUAUCCUAGGCCAUCCGAGGGAUACGACACUUGGACAACUUAUGACAACAGUAGCGGAAGCUAG
Molecule: messenger RNA, 888 nt
Organism: Colletotrichum costaricense
Lineage: Eukaryota; Fungi; Ascomycota; Sordariomycetes; Glomerellales; Glomerellaceae
Exons: 2
Coding region: 1-888 (295 amino acids)
Source: RefSeq, a predicted model, not a curated record